Molecule: messenger RNA, 378 nt
Organism: Vicia faba (fava bean)
Lineage: Eukaryota; Viridiplantae; Streptophyta; Magnoliopsida; Fabales; Fabaceae
Source: the annotation of a GenBank genome assembly
AUGAGCGCGAUGCGAAAAUUUUACAUAAGUCAAACAAAACAACCUAGAUCUAAACAAAAACGAAACCCUAGAAUUAAGAAAAACAAAGGGGAAAUUAUUUAUGUGCAAAGAGCUUUAAACCCAUGUGAAGAAAAUGAGGUUCCACAACGGUCAGUGGUGGAGCUCCGGAGAAAAUCUUCCAGAAUACGGAAACAAAUGCAAACAUGGAUGAAGUGGUGGCUCUUGGUCAAGAGCUUAAGACUAAGGGUAAAAAGAGUGUUUUGUGGGGAACUGCUCAGUUGUUCAUGCAUCCUCGCUAGAUGCAUGGUGCUGCUACUAGUUCUAAUUUUUAAUAAUGUCAUGAUGUUCAAACACCUUCUCCGGAGAGUGUCAAUGUAG